Danio aesculapii is the source of this 2530-nucleotide messenger RNA. It is a transcript of the gene jak2a, whose product is annotated as Janus kinase 2a. Gene Ontology annotation, biological process: cell surface receptor signaling pathway via JAK-STAT; intracellular signal transduction; peptidyl-tyrosine phosphorylation. Gene Ontology annotation, cellular component: cytosol; membrane. Gene Ontology annotation, molecular function: ATP binding; cytokine receptor binding; non-membrane spanning protein tyrosine kinase activity. Bases 1 to 1647 code for a protein of 548 amino acids. The transcript has 12 exons. NCBI's taxonomy places the organism in Eukaryota, Metazoa, Chordata, Actinopteri, Cypriniformes, Danionidae. The record is from RefSeq and is a predicted model, not a curated record.
AUGGUUAGUGUUUUCUCUCUCCGUCAGUCAUUCUUCGAGUCGGCCAGUAUGAUGAGCCAGCUCUCCCAUAAACACCUGCUGCUCAACUACGGCAUCUGUGUGUGCACGGAUGAACACAUCAUGGUGCAGGAGUAUGUGCGCUUUGGCUCUCUGGACACGUACCUGAAGAGAAACCGCAACACCAUCAACAUCACCUGGAAGCUGGAGGUGGCCAAGCAGCUAGCAUGGGCGCUACAUCACCUGGAGGAGAAGAGUCUGAUCCAUGGGAACGUCUGCGCCAGGAAUGUUCUGGUGACCCGAGAGGAGGACCGUAAGACGGGAACGCCCCCCUUCAUCAAGCUGAGCGACCCGGGCAUCAGCAUCACCGUCCAGCCCAGAGAGAUUCUGCUGGAGCGUAUCCCCUGGGUUCCUCCCGAGUGUGUGAAGGACAGCAGGACUCUCAGUCUGGCUGCAGAUAAGUGGAGCUUCGGGACCACACUGUGGGAGAUCUACUGCGGAGGAGAACAGCCGCUCGCUGCGUACGACACGGCCAAGAAGCUGCUGUUCUAUGAGGAUAAGCACCAGCUGCCGGCCCCUAAGUGGACCGAGUUGGCCAGUGUGAUCAACAGCUGUAUGGACUAUGAGCCGCUGCACCGGCCGUCCUUCAGGGCGCUGAUCCGAGACCUCAACAGCCUCUACACUCCAGACUAUGAGCUGCUAGUGGAGAGCGACACGGUUCCCAGCAGGCAUCGGGCCCCGGGCCUCGCCGGAGCGUUCGAGAGUCAGGAGCCCACACAGUUCCAGGCGCGACACCUGAUAUUCCUGCAGCUGCUGGGGAAGGGGAAUUUCGGCAGUGUGGAGAAGUGCCGCUACGACCCGCUGCAGGAUAACACCGGUGAGGUCGUGGCGGUGAAGAAGCUGCAGCACAGCACGGCGGAGCACCUGCGCGACUUCGAGCGCGAGAUCGAGAUCCUGCGGUCGCUGCAGCACGAGAACAUCGUGCGCUAUAAGGGCGUGUGUUACAGCGCAGGACGCAACAACCUGCGGCUGGUGAUGGAGUUCCUCCCGUUCGGCAGCCUGCGCGAUUACCUGAGCAAGAACAGAGAACGCUUCGACCACAGCAAACUCCUGCUGUACGCCUCGCAGAUCUGCAAGGGCAUGGACUACCUGGCGGAGAAGCGUUACGUACAUCGGGAUCUGGCCACGCGUAACAUCCUGGUGGAGAGUGAGUUUCGGGUGAAGAUCGGAGACUUCGGCCUGACUAAAGUGCUCCCUCAGGAUAAGGAGUAUUACACGGUGCGCGAGCCCGGAGAAAGCCCCAUAUUCUGGUACGCGCCGGAGUCUCUGACGGAGAGCAAGUUCAGCGUGGCGUCAGACGUCUGGAGUUUCGGAGUCGUCCUCUACGAACUCUUCACUUACAGUGAGAAGCGCUGCAGUCCUCCAGCGGUGUUCAUGGAGCAGAUGGGUGAGGAUAAACAGGGUCAGAUGAUCGUCUAUCACCUCAUCGACCUGCUGAAACGGAACUACCGUCUGCCAGCUCCAGAGGGGUGUCCAGCAGAGAUCCACUCGCUGAUGAAGCGGUGCUGGGCCCCAGAGCCGUCUGAUCGGCCCCUGUUCAGAGAUCUGGCUCGGACAGUCGACGAUAUCCAGGACAGUCAGAGCGGCUGAUGGAGAACACGCCAGAGACACGCUUGUGUACACGCUUACAUUUCAAGAUCCACAUUUAAUCUGCGUGUGGAAGACUUUAUUCAGCGAGCGAAUGGUUUUCUGCAGGACUCUGUUUGGUUUGUGUGGGAAACCACUGAUAAACAGCAGUAAACAACAGUCCACUCGAGCUAUAAGCAUGUGUUUAUAUUACAGUUAACAUUAUAUGAUGAGACAAUACCAGCGCACAGCAUGAUGAAGAGGCUGUUUUAUGGCUAUAAAUCAAUGCAAGUGAAUGACAGCGCGACAUACGCACAUAACAACAGAAGCGUCGCUCUAAUGAGAGGAGUAUGGUCAGCACAGACUCAGAUGUCACUGGUUUUGUGCUAAAGUUAGAGAAUGAAACAGCAGAGGGUCUUCUGCCCGGUAUAAAGACAGAAACAUGGUGCAUUCAAUCUCUGUAUGUUGUUAUUUUUCUCUUAAUAAUCUCAUAAAGUCCAGUGUUAACCCUGUGGAGGAGGAAUCAGAGAUGUGUUUCUCUCCAGCGUGAUGACAGAUGAGAUUAGACUGAAGUGUUCUGCUGUAAUCAGUGUUAAAAUAACCUCACAUCAGCACCUGCUGAGUAUCUCUAUCAUUAGCUGCCUUUACUCUCAUCAUUUCUGUUCGUUUAUUUUCAUUCAGGCCAGUUUUAUAAAGAGAUUUUACACAUUUUAAUGGCACUCUUUCCACUGGAUCUGCUGUUUUUAGUGGACUUUAUUGCAGUGAGUGGGCAACAUGACUGUGUUCCUGUUAUCUGUAGUGCUGGGUGAGGGAUGCGCUUGUGUGCUGAAGUGAUGUCUGCGAGUUUCUUGAAGAUCAACUGUAUAAAGCCGUCGUGCAUUUAAUAAAAGUGUUUUUAUUUUGGUCA